AUGAAGUUCCUCAAUCUCCUUUCUCUCGCGUCUCUCUGUGUCUCAUCAGCAGUGGCGCAGAUUAUCCCCCCUUCAGUCAACUAUCCAUCGGAUGGGAUAUACUUCAUUCUCAACGUACAGUUUAAGCAGGUGUUCAACAAUAUCCGUUUUAUACCUAAAGAAGGCAAUCCUAUUGCUGGAUACUGUUAUGUAUCUCAGAAGACUAACGAAUGGUGGAGUGUGAAGGCAGUGGGCAGUCCGUUCGACUAUAAGGUGACAUUGCGUGUGAUGUCUACUGCGGAGGGAAAGCCCGAUACGGGUGGCUAUGCUGCUAACUCUAACGGAAAUCUCGUACAUAGCGAGACUGCUCAAGCUUGGACUCUUCAGCCCGUUCCGGGUGUCUCUUCUCAAUUUUUGAUUGUUGAUAACAAUACAGCAAUAACACAGAAUGCGGCCACGCACCAAUUAGCAGUCAAUACUAUCAGCCAGAAUGCUACAAACCAGCACUGGGUUUUCAUCCCUGUCAACCAAAUUACCGACCUUUUUGCAGAGGACCCGGAUGGCGGAUGCGGUGUUAGUAAGCCGGAACCGAUGGUCGGCUUGUCUGCUUCGUCAAUAAAUUACCAUACUCAACACUCUCGCUCCCUUGUCUUCGCACGGUGUUCCACGGACACCCAUAAUCCACUGUUGGAUGAUGUACUGAACAUGGCACAUCGCUAG
Molecule: messenger RNA, 699 nt
Organism: Fomitiporia mediterranea MF3/22
Lineage: Eukaryota; Fungi; Basidiomycota; Agaricomycetes; Hymenochaetales; Hymenochaetaceae
Exons: 6
Coding region: 1-699 (232 amino acids)
Source: RefSeq, a predicted model, not a curated record